AUGAAGAGAGAUCCUGGCCCACAUAUGCAACAAAUGUCAGUUUCUAGGCUUGCUAAGAGGAGAUUUAAGUAUAUUGAACCAAUAAGAAAGAAAGCAGAAAGGGAAAAUUUGAGAGUUAUUGAAUACAAACAGUGCAAGAAAUUUAUGAUGCUGUUCUUCUUGGUGGUGGAGGUGAAUACAUUGAUGGAACGAGGGCCCCUAAAGUGUCAUAAUCACUCUUCCAAGAUCCUUGCAUGGCCAUGGUGGCCAGUAGAAAACAACACCAGAUUCAAAGCCAUUACUGAGCAGUCUGGGCUGUCACAGUUAGCCCGUUGCACUUAUUGGUUCGUCAACAAGUUUUUAAUCUCCAGUUUUGUUGAGAGAUGGCAACCUGAGACGAACACAUUUCACAUGAUAGUUGGUGAGAUGACCUUGACCCUGGAUGAUGUUGGCACUAUUCUUGGCCUUCCCAUUGUAGGCAAAUCAGUUAGCGUACCAGAUGUGACAGAUCAUCAUGGAGUUACAUUACUCGUUUAUGGCUUGGGGAUUACUGAACGUGUAGCACAUGAAGAGGUUUCUUCUGUUGGGGGCAAUUCAGUCAAGCUUGAAUGGUUGCAAAGUCAGUUUGCUGGUGUCACAGAUUCAAACCCCGAGGAGGCUAUACAGUGCGCUGCAAGAGCUUAUUUGUUGUUUCUGUUGAGAUGUACACUCUUCAGUGACAAGAGUGGCGGCAGGGUUCCCGUUGUUUACCUCGGCUUGUUGAUGGAUUUGGGCUCCAUACAUACUUAUGCCUGGGGUGCUGCUGCAUUAGCAUUUUUAUAUAGACAGUUGGGGUAUGUUAGCCAAUUCGGUGUUAAGCAGAUGGGUAGUUAUAUGUCUUUUUUGGAGGCGUGGAUUUAUGAGCACUUCCGAGCAUUCCGACCUCUCCAGAACAUUGGCUACAAUGAAAACAUGUCACACGUGCACCAGUGGACAUCUAGGAAAGAGGCGGGUUCCUCCAUUGAUCAUUUCAAAUCUUUUCAAGCGGAGCUUGACAGUUUGGUAGCAACUGAUGUUAUUUAG
Messenger RNA from Camellia sinensis, 1041 nucleotides. NCBI's taxonomy places the organism in Eukaryota, Viridiplantae, Streptophyta, Magnoliopsida, Ericales, Theaceae. The record is from RefSeq and is a predicted model, not a curated record.